AUGCAACUGAAUCGAUUGACCAAGAAGGACAGUUAUGCACUGCCAAGAGUCGAGGAUCUUUUAGAUUGUAUAGCGGGAAAUAAAUUCUUUUCCAUCAUAGAUAUGAAAUCCGGCUACUAUCAAGUGGAGAUUCUAGAGGACCAUAAGGAGCGUACAGCAUUCUCCGUUGGACCAUUAGGAUUUUAUGAGUACAAUCGUAUGCCGUUUGGACUUACAAAUUCACCAGCGACAUAUCAGAGAUUGAUGGAGAACAUUCUAGCUGACCUCAACUUAAAAAUAUGCUGUGUAUUCAUAGACGAUGUCAUCAUAUUUGGCAAGACGUUUGAGGAACAUCUCAAUAACAUACAGCUUGUAUUCAACAAAAUACAAGAGGCCACACUUAAACUUGCUCCAUCCAAGUGCCAAUUUUUCAAGAGGAAAGUUAAGUUUAUUGGUCACAUUGUUUCGGAGAAAGCCAAACUAGAUGCCACUGGACAUCGAUGGUUAGCAGCUCUUGCUUCCUUCAACUUUGACAUCAAAUAUAGAGCUGGAAGGAAUAAUGCAGAUGCUGAUGCUCUUAGCCGUUUGCCAACUAUCAACAUCGAGACUGUACAAGCCAUUUGUCACUCUACUGUACCAGCCUAUGUGAAAACUCUUACUCUGUCUCCAUCAAUAGUAUUAGAUGAUGAAGAUCCACGAGGGACCAGUACAGGAAACAUCAUUGAUUGGUGUAAAGCACAGGAUCUGGAUCCCGGUAUAAAGAGGAUGAGGGAUUAUGUACAAUCCAAUGUGAAACCUUCAAGGAAAGAAAUAGGAUCUAACUCCCUACUGCGACAAUUUCAAAAUUUAAGGUUAAUAGAUGGAGUUUUGCAUCUAGUAACAACAGAUGAAGGAAUUAAACAUCAACUGGUUUUACCCAUUGCUCAUGCAUCAACUGUAAUGGAAGCUCUCCAUAAUGACAUGGGACACCCUGGUAAAGACAGAACCAUUUCACUCAUUAAAGAAAGGUUCUAUUGGCCUGGAAUGCACAGUGAUGUUGAGACGUGGAUCACCGAAUGUGGAAGAUGUACUAGGAGGAAGACACCAACCAAUCAACAAGCUCCUCUAGUGAACAUUGUGACAAGUGCACCACUAGAAUUGGUAUGCAUGGAUUACCUGACUCUGGAAGCAUCCAAGGGAGGUUAUCAACACAUGUUGGUUAUCACGGACCACUUUACUAGGUACGCAUUAGCUAUCCCAACCAGGAACCAAUUAGCAACGACAACUGCAGAAGCAUUCUUAAAUCAUUUUAUUGUUCACUACGGAAUACCUGCCAGAAUCCAUUCUGACCAAGGUGCAAAUUUUGAGAAAAAGGUGAUUAAAGAAUUAUAUUCCAUUGCAGGGAUGAGCAAAUCAAGGACCACCAGUUAUCACGCGAUGGGUAAUGGAAUGUGUGAGAGGUUUAACCGGACUCUGCUUGGUUCGCUUCCAUCCACCAAGAAGGCUAAUUGGAAGGCAUACGUCAAUCCAUUAGUACAUGCCUAUAAUUGCACUCGCCACGAGAGCACUGGACAAACGCCAUGCUUACUGAUGUUUGGUAGAAUCCCAAGAUUGCCCGUGGACAUGACUGUUGGCCUUAGAGAAAAUGAGAAGGAACCUACUACUCAGUAUGUAACUGACUUGCGGAGUAAAAUCCAAAAAGCAUACGAGCUAGCAGCAGAUGCAUCUGAGAAAGCAAGGACCAAGCAGAGAGACACAUACAACACCAAGGUGAGAGGUGGAACAGUGAAAGUUGGAGAUCGAGUACUAGUAAAAAUAGUUGCUUUUGAUGGUAAGCACAAGUUGGCUGAUAGAUGGGAGCAGGAGCCUUACACAGUCAUUGUACAGCCAAAUAGUGAUAUUACUAUUUUUACUGUCAGAAGAGAAAAUGGUGAAGGACGUACUCGUACUCUACAUCGCAACCUUUUACUUCUGAUGGGUUUCAUUCAUGAUGCACCAACACCAGAUCCAAGGAAAUCAAGGGUUAAGCCUGCAGCAGCAAACGUUAAUGAGGAACCAGAGAAUAAUCAUCAAGAAGAAUCUGGGGAGAGUGACUCAGAAGAUGAUUCUUCAUGGGGAGUCAUAGUUAGUCAGGUAGAGCAAGAAGACAGCAGUCCAGUGAUUGGUGAUGAUUCUGAGAUUGCUCAUGAGACUAAUAAUGUUUCAUUUCAGAAUGCUAGCGCUAGCGAUACGGAGAUUGCUCAGGAAGAAGUUCCGGAUGCAGCAACAUCUCAGACAGAAACAGAACAGACCGAAGAAGUUCCUCUAAUGAGAUCUACCAGACAGCGGAAACUACUUGUCCGCUAUCAAACUGGCGACUUCAUGCUGAAUGCAAGGUGA
Ostrea edulis (European flat oyster) is the source of this 2337-nucleotide messenger RNA. RefSeq lists its product as uncharacterized. The coding region runs from base 1 to 2337 and encodes 778 amino acids. The transcript has 2 exons. Gene Ontology annotation, biological process: DNA integration. The record is from RefSeq and is a predicted model, not a curated record. Lineage: Eukaryota; Metazoa; Mollusca; Bivalvia; Ostreida; Ostreidae. Gene Ontology annotation, molecular function: nucleic acid binding.